Molecule: messenger RNA, 1549 nt
Organism: Stegodyphus dumicola
Lineage: Eukaryota; Metazoa; Arthropoda; Arachnida; Araneae; Eresidae
Product: dynein axonemal heavy chain 2-like
Biological process (GO): microtubule-based movement
Cellular component (GO): dynein complex
Molecular function (GO): dynein light intermediate chain binding; ATP binding; dynein intermediate chain binding
Source: RefSeq, a predicted model, not a curated record
AUGCUUUCAUUCUCUUACUACUGCUUUAUGCUGUUACAAAGGAGCAUCUUUAAAAGGCUUCCAGGGGGUUGGAAAAACAGAAACAUUAAAAGACCUUUCACGACUACUUGGAAACUAUGCUUUGGUCAUUAAUUGUUCUCAGAAUUUAGACCAUAUUUCUCUUAUACGCAUGAUAUCUGGCAUUGCUCAAAUAGGAGCAUGGGGCUGUUUCGAAGAAUUCAGUUGCAUCAAAAUUGAAAUUCUUUCUGUAUUAUCACAAGAAAUAAACAGCAUUUUAAAUGCUUUAUCGUCUAAAAGAUAUUUUUUCCCUUUUUGGGGCAUGGACACUCCUGUUCAGGAAAACUGUGGAUUAUUUUUGACUAUAAAUCCAGUUUCCUAUUAUCAUGGAUACAACCUGCCUCCUUUGUUAUCUGAUUUGUUUAGACCCGUGUCUAUGAUUUCACCUGAUAUUGAAGCAAUAAUUCAAAUUAACCUUUUUGCUCUUGGGUUUAAAGAACCUAAAAUACUUGCUGCUGAUAUUUAUUUGAUGUAUAAAAUGAUAGCAGAACAAUUGUCUAAGAAGGAUUACUACAGCUUUGACCUUAGAUCUGUUUGUAAGUUUCUGAAAGUUCUGCGAAACCAAAAAAGGAAUUAUGAAAAUUUUCCAGAUCAUGAGGUCAUAGCUGCUUCUCUUAGAAACUCCAGCAUGUCAGAAUUACAUGCAGAUGAUGUUCCUAUAUUUGAAGAUAUAUUAGAAAAUAUUUUGAGUGGUGUCAAAGAGAUAAAAAAGGAUUUAUCAGUUAUUACUAAUGCUGUGAAAAACAUUCUGAGUAAAAAGUCUCUCCAGCUGACUCACGCUACUCUAUCAAAAAUCAUCCAGUUCUUUGAACAACUACAGUUUCACCAUGCCAUUAUUAUUCUUGGAGAGAGCGGUUGUGGGAAGACAACCACAUGGGAAACAUUAAAAGAAGUGUUUGAUCAUUUACAAUCUCAGAAUGUUGAAAAUUUCAGUUCUGUGCAUACAUAUCUUUUGAAUCCAAAGGCAUUUUCAAAUAAAGAAUUAUUUGGGCAUUUUAAAGCUGCUGGAGUUUGGCAAAAUGGUUUAUUUCCAACUGUAUUAAAGGAAGCUAAUCGAAAUGAAAAAAUCAGGGAAAAGUGGAUAAUUUUAGAUGGGCCAAUUGAUGAUAAAUGGGUUGGAAAUAUUCAUGCAUUAUUGGACAGCAGUAAAGUUUUAACUGUAUCUAAUGGAGAAAGGAUUUUACUGCUGCCUGAGGUUUCCGUAAUAUUUGAGACUACCGACAUUAUUCAUUGCUCUCCUAGUGUUAUUUCUCGUUGUGGAAUUGUUUAUCAUGGAACUGCUACUGUUAGUUGCAAUACACGCAUUUGCUCCUGGCUUCAGCAGAUUGAAAAUGAUGCAGUCAGGAAAACGAUGGAAGAAGUUAUUGAUGUUUAUUUCGAAUAUGUCAUUGAUUUUUCCCUUAGUAAUUUAAAAAGUCUUAAGUUAAUGUGUUCAACAUCUCCCAGUUACAUCUCAUCAUUUUGUAAAAUUGUAGAUGCUUUCAUUAAAAAG